Aegilops tauschii subsp. strangulata is the source of this 1849-nucleotide messenger RNA. RefSeq lists its product as uncharacterized. NCBI's taxonomy places the organism in Eukaryota, Viridiplantae, Streptophyta, Magnoliopsida, Poales, Poaceae. Gene Ontology annotation, biological process: protein phosphorylation. The record is from RefSeq and is a predicted model, not a curated record. Gene Ontology annotation, molecular function: protein kinase activity; ATP binding.
CCUUUCCCACUUUCCGCCUUCGCCCAGCUCGCCCGCCGCCCACGCACGCGCAGCGCCCAGCCACUUGGAGCCACGAGUUGGAUGUUGCGGCGCGCGUCAUUAAGGCAGGGGAGCAUCUAGAUUCUAGACUACAUCCAUUCCCUCCUCUCCGGCGGCCGCAAUGCCGCUGCCGCUGGCGCAGGUGCAGGAGCUGCGGGACCGCCUCUCCGACCGCUUCCGCCCGUGGAGCCGCUCCGCGCAGUUCUGGGUCCGCGCCGUCGACAUCUACGGCAGCUACAAGGUGUGCCAGCUGCGAACGGGGUUCGUCAAGGAUGAGGAGGAGCGGGAGGCCAUGUGGGAGCAGCAGCACGAGAUCGGCGCCCAGAAGAUGUACUCCCUCUGCUCCGAGCUCGGCGGCCUCUUCCUCAAGGCUGCUCAAAUUCUGGGGAAGCCCGACUUGGCGCCGACGGCCUGGGUGAAGAGGCUUGUUACAUUGUGCGACAAGGCUCCGUCCACGCCGAUCGAAGUUGUCAGAGAUGUUGUGGAGAAACAGUUCUGCAAGAGCUUUGAUGAGAUAUUCGAUUUCUUUGAAGUUGAGCCUGUUGGGUCUGCUUCUAUUGCACAGGUGCAUCGAGCGAGGCUUAAAUCAUCCAAGACAGAUGUUGCUGUCAAGGUACGACUUAGGACUGCAUUGGAUCUGGUUCUCCAGGUUCAACAUCCAGGAGCUGAACAAUUGAUGAUGGUUGAUAUCCGGAACAUGCAAGCAUUUGCCUUGUUCUUACAGAAAUAUGACAUCAACUUUGAUCUGUUCUCCGCCACAAAAGAGAUGGAAAAGCAGAUAUGCUAUGAGUUUGAUUUUGUGCGAGAAGCGAGAGCAAUGGAAAGAAUACGAGAAUUCUUACGUGUCAGCAAUAAGAAACCUCCGGUUAUGGUGCCUCGUGUGAUUCCUGGAAUGAUUAGCAGGGAGGUCUUGGUCAUGGAAUUCAUACAAGGAACCCCAAUAAUGAAUCUCAGCAAUGAAAUGUCUAAAAGAGGAAUUGAUCCUGCUGGUAAGCUUGCAGCAAUGGCAAAGCAGAAGAUUCUAACGGAUCUUACACUUGCUUAUGGCCAAAUGAUCUUGAAGGAUGGCUUUUUCCAUGCAGAUCCACACCCAGGAAACAUCCUUAUCUGCAACAACACAGAGGUAGCUUUGCUUGACUAUGGACAAGUGAAAGAAAUGCCAGAGGAUUUACGACUGGCUUAUGCAAAUCUUGUCAUUGCCAUGGCCGAUGAUGACCUUUUGAGGACUAAAGAGAGUCUGAGUGAAUUUGGUUUCAAAACAUGGAGUAUAGCAGACAAUGAGCUAGAAGAACUGUUUCAGUUAUCUCUUAGAAUGUUUGAUACAAGAUUACCGCCUGGAGUAACCGUGCUCUCGCCCUUUGCUGAUGAUUCUUCACUGAAUAAAGUUGGAGUAGAGAGCUUCCCAGAGGAAUUAUUUUCGGUGCUUCGAACGAUACAACUGUUGCGCGGGCUGACUGUAGGGAUGGGCCUCCGUUUUUCUUGUGCUCAGCAAUGGAAACCAAUUGCCGAGGAAGCUUUGUUAAAGGCUGGGAGAAUAAAAGAUGUAAAAUCAAGAAGACCAACAAGAAGUUUCCUUAGAAGGUUGUUUUAGGGAAGUAGAGAUGACAACAGCCAAAGAACCGAUAUGUAAAUCAUUCUGUAACGAACUGGCAGUAACCAAAAGGCAUUUUUUUUCCUUUUUACGAGGUUGUAGUGCGGGAUUAUUUGAUACUGAUUAUUUGUUUGUCUUUGAUCACAAAUUAUAUAUAAUAUGACAAGAAACAUGUACUUUAAAAAAAGGAAAGGAAUAAGAGAAAAGUGUAUAAUUUAA